UGUGUGUUGACUUUUUUUUGCUGCUCUUCGUUCACUGUGUCUGUUCCUGGUUUAAACAUGAGCCUUUUCUGUCCGACAGCGCUUUAAACUUUAGGAUUUUUAGAUUUGCGCCGAUGCAAACUUCACGUUACGCUAUUUUACGUUAGAUCGUGUUUUUUUUAGCGGUUUCUGAGAGGUUCUCCGGUUUCCCUGCGCUGUUCCGUCUGCUUCAGGCUCGUUUCUGUGAUGGACUCAAACGCGGAGGAUUUGUUCAUUAAACCAGGGAAUCAGGAGCGCGGCUGGAACGAUCCGCCUCAGUUUUCUUACGGACUCCAAACUUCACGAGGAACGAACAGGAACCUGCUGACUCGAAGAGCUCCCCCUGCAGGUUCAGGAACCCCUCCCAUGACCCCGCCCAUGACCCCUCCCACCUCCGCUCUGACUCCACCCAGACGGGCUGUAGCCCUGCCCCCCUUCAGUCCAGUUGCUCCUCCUCCCAUAGGCUGCCCCGUGGUCCCGCCCCCCACCUCUGGUCCAAUCAGAGCUCAGAGUGAUUCUGUCCAAUCAGAGCGCGAGCCCGAUGUGGAGGAAGUGAUGUCAGUGCUGAACGCGGCCCUGGAGGCGUGUCGCGGAACCACCAGCGUGCAGGUCUGUGGAGACGUGGCGAAGAGGCUGCAGCUCCUGGAGACGUCCUGGAGCAGCGGCCGUUUGAGCGCAGCGGUGAAGAGGAGGAUGAAGAGUCUCACCACAGAUCUCAGGUCCGGUCUGUGGGACUCGGCAGACGAGGCUCACCGCUCUCUGAUGGUGGAUCACGUGACCGAGGUGAGCCAGUGGAUGGUUGGCGUCAAGCGGCUCAUCGCAGAAACCAGGAAGCUGAGUCCAGACCAGCUCCGCCCUCUGACCCAAGGACCGGACCAGGACCAGGACCAGGACCAGGACCCUGAGCGGACGAACCCGGGACAGGACUCUGCAGACCAAACCUUCGAGCAGGAGGAGCCGGUCAGGACUGAGACGAGUCCAGAGGUUUGAGUAAAACCACGACCGGACGUUUUGUGAGUGCGAGGCUCCUCCCCCUCUGGUGGCCGGUCCGGGUACUGCAGCAGUGCUGCUCGUGUUCUGACGGGGCAUCCGGCUUUCACAGAGGUCCGAUUUUGUUGGAGUCUUUUCUAUUUUCACAAAAUAAACUUUUAAAAAUGUUUAAAUCCUCAAAGCUCCUAAACCCGCUCCGAUUCACCUUUUUCACAACAGCUGGAGGUUUUGCGGAACUUUAGGUUAAUGUUUUUCUGUGUAAAUGUGUGUGUAAAUGUGUGUUCAUAAAUCUGCCCCAUCACCAAAUCUUCAACCAACAAACUCCACAAAGGAUAAAUAUUCUAACAUGAAGAAUUUAUCCACAACUAUCAAGAGAAGAAAGAACAAAACUUAAAGAACAAUGACAAUGACAUGUCAAAACAAAAUCGAGCCAAGUUAAGACGACUUGAAUUAAGAAAGUUUUAUCAUGAGCUGAGUAAAUUUCACCUGACGAGUUAAAUGAUCUAAGUCAGUCUGGUGCCACCUUGUGUCUCCACUCGGUUUCAUUUCUCUCCAGUGACUCAGUCAGGAAUCAAAAUACAUUAAAUCAGGGGUGUCAAACUCAUUUUGGUCCGGGGGCCGUAUCCAACCAACUUUGAUCCCAAAGUGUCCGGAUCAGAAAACUCAUGUCAUAUAAACCCCAAAAAUAACAAUAAGUUCAAAUAUUUGUGCAGAGAAAUUCAAAUCUAUUACAGAAAUCUUUUUGAAUUGAUGAACUCUUUCUUUUACAAAAUAUUAUAAUAUUAUGAACAACCUGAAACUUUAAGAAAAAUGCAAUUUCAACACAAUGUUUUAACAUGAACUUGUAUGUAAAUAGGAAUAAGUUCAUUUAUGUUGUAAAAUCCUGCACUCAGCUCCACUUUUCUCAUGUUGGACAUUUUUCUGAUGAGGGUGUCAAGGUCAACAGUCAAAACGAUCGUCCUUUAAGAGCGUUUGGAAAGAGACAAGUCUUCAUUUGUGCUGCUCUGGUGGGAGGGGCCACGUACAGAGACACUGCUGUGAUAAGCACUGCAGAAAAUUACCAAUAUUUUAAUAGAAAAUAUCAUUCAAAUAUUUUAGUAGAAAAUCAGAUGAAGGCCAGAUUAAAGGUCUUGGAGGGCUGGAUCCAGCCCCCGGGCCGUAUGUUUGACAGCCCUGGACUAGAUGGUUCGCAAAACCCUCGGAAGUUGUCGACCAACCAAUCAGAGAAGAGUUAGACAUUUUGUGUUGUCGACGAUUCCCGAGAUCGAGGAUUUAAAGCCGGAACAAAGAGAAUGUUUGGUGAAUUUGAUCUCGGGGAAAGAUGUUAUUGUUCUUCUUCCUACGGGAUUUGGAGCAUUACAAACUUCACGACCAAACAGCAGCGACUGAUUAAAUAAAAAAAGUACUCACCUACUGUUGAGUGAACGACUCCUAAUGCCUGUCACAUCCUGUCACACAGUUUCUACAAAGUGAAACCGACUGAUGAAUCUGAAAAUGAUCUGCCAGUAGAGCAAAACUUUUUUAUUUAAAACGUGAAAAUACAUCUUACUGCACUUAAAAUAAGAAAAACAACUUUUUGCACUUAAAAUAAGAAACAAAAUUGAAUGUUGUUUGAAUUUAAAAAAAAACUCCCUUGUUCCAUUGGUGGAUCAUUUGACUUGUCAAGUUGAAUCGACUCGAUUAAAGUCAAAUGUUCUUAAUUUAAGUCAUUUUAACUUAUCUUUUUUUUUAUUUUCAGUGUAGUAAAACUAACGUUAUGGUCAUGAAGAAAACAGAAGGAACUUGUUCACUCAGACUGAUUCUACAAUUUAAAUUAAAAAUGGAUUUGAUGAUGUAGAUAUUUGGAUAGUUGGAGAGAUUUGUGCAGUUUGAGUCUCCAGGACCAGAACAUGAAUUGAGUUUGUUGUGUGACUAAUGUGGCUCGUUGUUUCCUUUAAGUUUUGUUCUUUUUUCUCUUGAUAGUUGUGGAUAAAUUCUUCAUGUUAGAAUGUUUCUCCUUUGUGAAGUUUGUGGGUUGAAGAUUUAUGAAGCUGCUGAAGAAUACGACACACAUUUACACACACAUUUACUCACACAUUUACAGUAGGGUGACCAAACGUCCGUUUUUCCCCGGACAUGUCCGUAUUUUGCGUCAUGUCCGGGGCAUCCGGGGUUUUUUUUUUAAGUGAUGCAAAUGUCCGGGUUUUCAGUACCGUUCAUUGGGGGCAUUAAACUGAGCGUCUCUCUUAGUUCUCUGUGACUCAGAAGGAGCGAGACACAAACAGUCGGUCAGUCUGCAACACACCGAAGCACAAAAGUGCAUUUAACAAUGACUUGUACAAGAAAUUCUCUGUUUUCCAUCUCGGUCAGGACAAGUGUGAGUCCAUGUGCACAGGUUGUGAGGUGAGAGUACAGUGUCCCUCGUUUAUCGCGGAGUUCCAUUCUAAAAAUAACAGGCGAUAGGUGAAAUCCGCGAAGUAGUCAACUUUAUAUUUUACAAUUAUUCUAUCUGUGUUAAGGCAGUAAAACCCCUCACCACACACUUUAUACACUUUUCUCACACAGGACAGGUGCAACCCUUUUUACUUCCUUCUUAAAACUUGUUGCUGCUGUCGUCCUUGUGUUAUUUUCCUCCUUCUUUAUGUAACGAACUGAAGAUUCAUUUAUUCCGUAAUGGAGCCCAACAGUGCAGAGUCCCGCACGGAUCAAUUUUUGGAGACCCCCAGUACAACACCGCACCCGCCAGUACAGGACCGCACCUGCCCGUUAACCCGAGAUUAUAUCAAACUUUUGCUCUGCCUACGACACGGACUGAACCGAGAGUAAACCAGGACUAACCCAGGAUUGAUUCCAGGACUGAAGAGGACGACUAAACCAGGACUAAACCAGAACUGAAACAGGACUCACUGUCGGGACGGGCUUGGAGGUGACCGCAGGAGAAAGGACCGGCUCAGCUCUGCACCUCACGUGCGUUAAAAGCGGCAAUUGCCCGAUCGCGCUUUGUGGACAAACUGCUCGGCGUUCUCUCUCUUAAGUUUUAAGAUUAGUCCUGGUUUAGACCUGGUUUAGACCUGGUUUAGUCCUGACCCACCCGUGUGUAAUUACUACCCGCCUGUAAUACACAAUACACAUUCAUACGCUGUUAAAAAAAAACAAAAACAAAAAAACAUGCAAAAUUGCACACAAAAAAUCCCCUCCCCCCCAGGUGUCCGGGUUUUCACAAACGGAAAUAUGGUCACCCUAAUUUACACACACAAUUAGACAGAGAAAAACAUUUAACUGAAGUUCUGCGGACUUAGAGCGGGACACUUCUGGACAUGGUGAAAAAGAUCUGUUGGCGUCUCGGGUUCAUGUUCAGACUCAGAGUUCUGUUCUGCUGCUGCUGCUCCUCACUCUGACCUUCACCAGUCGGUCUGAACUCGCUCCGCUCCAUCCUGGACUUUUGACUUCAACAGUUUCUCCCUAAAUCCAGAUCUGAACAUUAAAGUGUCUGUGACAAGUUUUGACGAUUCUCUCAUUUGUUCUGAUCAAACCUGCUGUAAAUAUAAAUAAGAGUUUCACACAAAUCAAGAAGAAAUUAGUGGAGAAAAGUCAACAAACGUGUUGAAAAUGAAACAGAAUGUAGAGUUCUGUUUCAGCGAGCCCCACAAAGACAUCACACCGGCCACGUUUACAUGUUAUUUAAAUUCCAAAUUAAUUGUUCUGAAUUAAAUAGUUUGGAAUUCUGAAUUGUUGUUUCUGCAUUAAACUGGUUAAAUGUU
Messenger RNA from Boleophthalmus pectinirostris (great blue-spotted mudskipper), 4748 nucleotides. RefSeq names its product steroid receptor RNA activator 1 (gene sra1). Gene Ontology annotation, biological process: regulation of transcription by RNA polymerase II. The transcript has 6 exons. Bases 226 to 1008 code for a protein of 260 amino acids. The record is from RefSeq and is a predicted model, not a curated record. NCBI's taxonomy places the organism in Eukaryota, Metazoa, Chordata, Actinopteri, Gobiiformes, Gobiidae. Gene Ontology annotation, cellular component: nucleus.